CUUAAUUCCAGCUUAUAAUACUUACCUAAAAAUAAAAAUAAAUAAAUAAUAAUUAAUACGUGUAAUAAUAAUAAUAGGUUAAGUUAAUUGGUGGAUUGUAGUUAUAUUGCACUGUACGUGCACUGUUAAAAAAAGAGUUGGUAAAUUCAUAAUUAGGUCACACUUGCAUUUGGUAAGUUGUAUAAUUGUUGUUAUUUGGUCUUUACAAAUAUGCCACCCAAGAAAGCUCAGCAGAAAAAAGGGGUGUGUGUUGUGAAGCAGACUACAGAGCGCCCGCCAAUUCAGCAGGACAUGUCUUCUCAUGAUGAUGAGGAUCUGGGGACCAUCCGUGCGUUGGUAGCUAGAGUUGAGGCACUGGAAAAGGAACGCAGGCAGCCGCUGGACGCUGAUGCGGGUACAAGUACCACUCCAGCAGGUAAGAAAUCUGCACGGUUGGCUUCUAAAGUGCCUAAAAAUCGUAUUCUUGCUGAUUUGGUUUCCAGGAUUGGUGUUCUUGAAGCUGCAGUACCCAUUGAAGAGCCCUUAGCAGCUGGGUCGCCAGCUGCUUUGCCUGCGGUUCCAGAUACCAUCUCUUCUCCUGCGGUUCCAGUCAUACCUGCUGUUGGGCCUCUUCAAGCACCACUGCCGUUUUCGCCACCGGCGGCCACGGCUCUGCCUGCGGGAGCUUCGGGGUGUGUCGCACGCCCAGUGGUUGCCUCUCCAGCUGCUUAUGCAGGUUUGUUGAACCUCUCAGUCCCCGUGAGGAUCGUACUGUGUGGCCACUCUAUCUUGUUUUGGGCGCACCCGCGUGCCUCUUCGUCGAUACCUGGAACACAGCUGCAGCUUUCGGCCGUAGCUACGGUUCGAUGGGAAGCCCGGAGGGGCAUGUUAUGGGAUGCGCUGUUGCCAUCAGUUUGCCGGGUUAUGUCUUUGGCGGAUCGGCCUCAUGUAUUGUUGAUUCAUUUGGGGGAAAAUGACUUGGUGCAGCGUCCAGGGAUGGACCUGCUUAUCAAGGUCACUCGAGAUCUCACGUGGCUUAUUCGUUCAUUUCCCAAUCUCCUAUUGGUUUGGUCUGAUAUGUUAGUUAGGAGGGUGUGGAGGGGUGCUUUUCAUCCUAAUAGGAUCGACAGAUCCAGGAAAUGGGUGAACAGAAAAGUCAGGACUUUGGUCUUAUCUCUUGGAGGGGCAUACAUUCCUCAUGAUACGAUUAGGUUCCAUGUCCCACAAUUGUUUCGGGAUGAUGGGGUUCAUCUUUCAGAACAAGGGUGUGAUUUGUUUUUAGAGGAUUUGAUGCUGGGAUUAAGGGGUUUGUUAGAUUCUUUGGGUUGAGUGGACCAAGCUUUAGCUGAUCCACUCUUGUGGCAUAGAAUUUGGGCAGGUGAGGUAUUCAGGGGUUAAACUGAGGUGUUUAAGGCAUUCUCGAAAAGGGGCACUGCCUAGGGAACCAUCAGGGCUUCAUGUCCGGUGGGGAUCUGGGUAGUGUCCUUGUGGAACCGGCUUGCGCAUCAUGGUGAACACUUGUAUGGCGGGGCCAUGGUGUGGAGGUUGGAACCACAUAACUCUAAGAGCAAGGAGGGAGGAAUGCACCCAUGUCCUUGACUCUGGAGUUACCUUUAGGAGAGUUGUUGCCUUUAGAAGGUGAGGGUAUAAUCCCUCAUAGUUAGGCUUAGCCUCACCUGCCCGAAGUAUUUUAAUUUGAUA
Rhineura floridana is the source of this 1680-nucleotide messenger RNA. RefSeq lists its product as uncharacterized. Bases 211 to 1308 code for a protein of 365 amino acids. The record is from RefSeq and is a predicted model, not a curated record. The transcript is spliced from 2 exons. Lineage: Eukaryota; Metazoa; Chordata; Lepidosauria; Squamata; Rhineuridae.